AUGUGUACGACAAAUGGGGACCCUCCUCUCACUGCAGCUAUACUAUCAGGAGACGCAUGUCUUGUGAAGCACCUUAUUACAAACGGUGCUGUUAUCAAUCAUUUGAACAAAGACGACCUGUCCCCAUUGCAUUUUGCAGCCUGUGUCGGAAAUCUAGAUAUUUUUAAACUUUUGAUUCAGAGUGAUCAUGAGGUACAUGUUGAUACCACGUGUCUAUCUACCGCCUGUAAAAAUGGUAAGAUUAGUGUUGUUGAGUAUCUAAUCGAUAAGGUGGAUAUCAAUAAAGUUGAUGACAAUUGUCCUCCUGCACUUCAUUCUGCUGCUAGUUCAGGUCAUCUUGGUAUUGUAGAAUAUCUUGUAGAACAUAGUGCUAAUGUCAAUCUGUGUGACAAAAACGGACAUACUCCAUUAUUCUUCGCAUCAAAAUCUGGACAUCUGGAGACUGUCGGUGCUAGUUGUCUAUCUUCCGUUUGUGGAGGCGGUCAUUUAGAUGUUGUAGAAUUUCUUAUUGACAAGAUAGAUGUUAACAAGGUCAAUGACAUUUGUGAUCCUCCACUCCAUUGUCCUUGUAGUGAAGGCCAUCUCAAUAUUGUUAAAUAUUUAGUAGAGUACGAGGCAGAGAUUUAUUUGAUAAGUUUCUCUAAUGACAGUCCACUAUGUUGUGCUGUAGAGAGUGGACACUUUCCAGUUGUUGAAUAUCUUGUAGAACAUGGUGCUGUCAUGAGCAAGGCUAUUGAAAUUGCAACGAAACGUGGUCAAAAGGAUAUCCUAGAUUUUAUGUUCAUUUAA
Messenger RNA from Saccostrea cuccullata (small rock oyster), 789 nucleotides. RefSeq names its product putative ankyrin repeat protein RF_0381. Lineage: Eukaryota; Metazoa; Mollusca; Bivalvia; Ostreida; Ostreidae. The coding region runs from base 1 to 789 and encodes 262 amino acids. The transcript has a single exon. The record is from RefSeq and is a predicted model, not a curated record. Gene Ontology annotation, molecular function: protein binding.